Messenger RNA from Vanessa atalanta (red admiral), 663 nucleotides. RefSeq names its product cuticle protein 7-like (gene CPR57). Bases 1 to 663 code for a protein of 220 amino acids. The record is from RefSeq and is a predicted model, not a curated record. Lineage: Eukaryota; Metazoa; Arthropoda; Insecta; Lepidoptera; Nymphalidae. Gene Ontology annotation, cellular component: extracellular matrix. The transcript has 3 exons.
AUGCAUAUCUUUGUCGCGAUUGCCUGCUUUGUUGGUGCAGCCGUCGCUGCUCCAAGCGGAGGAUAUGAAGUAGCGGCAGUUGACAGCUACUCCAUACCGCGCUAUGAAUUCAACUAUGCUGUCAAUGAUCCACAAACUGGAGACAACAAGGCACAAUCAGAGGUUCGCGAUGGCGACGUCGUUAAGGGUUCUUACUCUCUCACCGAGCCCGACGGCACCUUGAGAGUAGUCGACUACAGUGCAGAUUCUGUAAGAGGUUUUAAUGCUGUCGUCAAGCGUGUUGGAAAUGCAAUCCAUCCACAGACCAUACAAGCCCCAGUGAUUAGUAAACAAUACAUCCAACCGGUGUACGAACAAAUCGCUCCUAUCGCAGCACCCAUCCAUGGUAAGGCUAUCUCUUACUCAUCGAACGUUCUCAAUCUUGGAGGCUUAAAUAAAGGUUUGGAAUUAAAUAACGGAUUGGGACUUAGUGGAUUGGGACUCAGUGGAUUGGGACUCAGUGGAUUGGGACUCAAUGGAUUGGGACUCAAUGGAUAUGGACUCAAUAACGGAUUGGGACUCGAUAACGGAUUGGGACUAAAUAACGGCUGGGGACUAGAUAGCGGUUUGGGAUUGAAAGAAUCCUAUGACCUCGGUCUUAGUUAUGGAGGAUGGAAACAUUGA